AUGCCCUCUAAAUCCCGCGAGAACUGGUGCUGUCGCGCCAUUUACACGAGAUCUCUCCCUGUACGUUCCUGUUGCGUCGGCUUUGUGAGGCUGGAGCUGCUCCGGUUCGGCGCGCGGAACUUUUCCCUCCAAACAGGCAACGUUACGGCAGAGUGUGGAGAAACUGCAGCUUUACAGUACAACGUGCACGAUCGUCUAAAACAGAAUCUAGAGGAGGGUGAGGACAAGCCGGAUAAUCGGAAAGCAGCAAUGAUCACCAGAAAAAGAGGAAGAGUCUCCAGUAACAACACUGAUGCCAUGUAUUCGAGUCCUGUAGAGGAAUGUGACAGUGCCUUGAAAAUCGCUUCUGAAAGUGGGAUGUGUGAACAAACCUCACCAGAAAGUGAUACAAAUGACUGGGGACUAGAUGACCUGUUAAGCUCUGAUUUCAGCUGGGCUUUAGACAAUGAUGCACUUACUUCACUUUCGGAUAUCGGAAUGCAAGAUCCUGUUAUAAGUGCAGAAGAGAGGAUGGAUCAGGCGUUGAAUGUGUCCAUUUCCGAUCACAGAGGAUCAACACAGAGGCAGAAACUUCAAGUUCUCUCCGGCCGCAUCAACAAGAAUGCCUUGGCAGCGAGAAUGAACCGGCUGAGGAAGAAAGAGUAUUUGAAUGGUUUGGAGCAGCGUGUUGGAUCGUUGACGUCUGAAAACCGGCUUCUCAAACAGGAAAACAGCAGCCUGAACAAAAGAGUGGAAGAACUGGAGAAUGAGACUAGGUACCUGAGAGCUGUGUUGGCCAAUGAGAGCAUGUUGGCUCAGCUGUUGUCCAGAUUAAGCGGUGUGAACGGCAUGAAAUUUUCUACCUCACUUUUCCAGGAGUCCAGUGAGAAUGACCACGAUUAUGCCAUGCCAAGGAAGAGAGUGAAGGUGGAGGACAAAGGUGCAGCAGGCGGUGUCUGUCUGCAUGUGGACAAAGACCACGUCUCUGUGGAAUUCUGCACUAAAUGUGCAGAGAGUGCAAGCUCUUCGCUUAAAAUGUAGGGUCAAGUAUCUUACCUUUUCAGCGUUUCCUGAGACUGAACUAAAUACAUGAUGUAAUGAACAUCGAGGGGACAUCACAACAAUAGUUGUCAGAUGUCAAGAAUUAACUGUUUAAGGACUUGAAUGGCAUGUAUAUAAAAUGUGCUUUGAUUACAAGUUACUGCUAAACUUUCUGGUAGUUUUCUUCUAGGUGCUUGGUCUGCCCUGCAGGAUGAGCGGGUUUCAGAACAGCCAAGACUACCUGAAUCCAUGGUAAGGAUCAAGAUGUAGAAGACUCAGAAAUCAGUCUCUGCUGAGAUGUUCUGCAGUGCCCUCUGCCAGUUCAAGGCUCAAAAUGAACUUGUAAAUAGACUUUCCUGUUUGUGAAAUGUUUGUUUUUGUUUUGUCAACAUUUUGGAACUUUCUGUUUAACAAUGAGGAUGGUAGUUGUUUGAGUUAAGCAAUAAAGAGGGCUAAUCAGUAAUUAUUGAAAAUUGUUUCAAAUAAUGUAAGUAGGUGAUGUUUCACAAAGGGUGUUUGUAGACAUUAAUUGGCAGUGUGAACUAAGGAUUGAUUAAGAAAGUAGCUUGCUCGUGUUUUGCUAAAAUUAAACCCUUUGUGAAACAUCACUGUUUUCUUGGAGGAUGUUUUUCAUGUAGCCCCCUUAUUUUUCUUUAUGCUAAAGUGGAUUUGCUGUGGGGAAAGCUGAAGAAUCGGGACCAGCAGCUUGCAUCAUGGCCUUCUAAAUUUAAAAAGGUAGUACAAAGGAGUGUAAGUUAAAGCUUUUACUGGUACUCCAUCACACUGCAGUUAAAUAUGCAUCUGCACCAUUGUUUAUAGAUGAGUGUUAGUACAUCAAACAUUACAGUGAACAGAUUUUAUAUUUAACAGAAAAGCACUUCAGCUUUAUCGUCACAUGACCAGGAAAAAGGAUUUGUUUGGAAAUAAAUCAUCUGUAUUUUGUUAAGCGAUGCAUUGUGUAUUGAGAUGUAUUUGAAACCCAAAGAAUGUUUAGUAACUUGGAUAUCAGUAUCUGGAAAUAAAUCAUAUUUUUAUCAUCCA
Molecule: messenger RNA, 2061 nt
Organism: Colossoma macropomum (tambaqui)
Lineage: Eukaryota; Metazoa; Chordata; Actinopteri; Characiformes; Serrasalmidae
Gene: crebzf
Product: CREB/ATF bZIP transcription factor
Exons: 3
Coding region: 1-1020 (339 amino acids)
Biological process (GO): regulation of DNA-templated transcription
Molecular function (GO): DNA-binding transcription factor activity
Source: RefSeq, a predicted model, not a curated record